Messenger RNA from Gracilinanus agilis (Agile Gracile Mouse Opossum), 1971 nucleotides. RefSeq names its product basic proline-rich protein-like. The record is from RefSeq and is a predicted model, not a curated record. The transcript has a single exon. The coding region runs from base 1 to 1971 and encodes 656 amino acids. Lineage: Eukaryota; Metazoa; Chordata; Mammalia; Didelphimorphia; Didelphidae.
AUGGCACGAACGAUCGGGCCGCCGCCCCCAUCCCUACUGUCCCUGCCAUCCCUCCGUUCUCCACCCCUAUGGCAAUCAGCAGCCCCAGUACUGGCCCGGCCCAGCCUCAGUCCCAGCCCGACCCCUCCAGGCCCCCGGCCCUGGCCAGCUCCCCGGGUUCGGUGUCGUAUCCGCCGGCAAGCCCCCAGCCCGAGCCGCAGAAAUGCGCCCCCGGGGCUGAGCAGUCCAACUGGGGGGAUAGGAAAGAAGCUCGGACGCCGGGCCGCGGCUACUGGCCGGCUUUGUGUGCCGGUGGGUCCGCCUAGCCAGCGGGUUGUGUACCUAGGGCGGUGGUGGCCGGGGCAGCAGCUGGUCAGCCCGGGGAUGCCCGCAGUGAGGCCCGAAGGCAGGCGGGCGGUGGGCCGGGGGGCGACCAGGCUGCCUGGGCUCCUCCCUCCUUGUCCCCGCACCGUCUCCCUGGCUCCGGGAGAGCGAGAGCAAGCAGCAGCGGCCGGCCCCACCUCCCCGGGCAGGCUCCGGGCAGCGCAGCGCGGCACAGCCCGGGCUGCGGGCGGAGCUUCCCGGGGCCGGCUCGGGAGGGGUCUCGGGGCUGGCCCUGGGGAGGGGUCCCCUAGAAGCCCCGGUCCCCCGACCUACCGCCUGCUCCAGGCCGAGCAGCAAAAAGCAAACUUUUCCUCCCUCCCGACCCCCGGCAAAGGGCUGGCGGCCGUGGGGGGGGUGGCGGGGGUCUCGGGGUCUGUCCUGCAGGGAAGGAGCCCCGGGCAGCGGCCGCGGCCCACCCCCUCCUCCGCGGCCGCUCCUCCCACUGCGCUGGCUUGGGAGUUAGGUCACCGCGGCAGCCCCCCGAGCGCCGCCAUCCCCGGCGCUGCCCCGAGUCCGGGCCGGGGGCUGCAGCCUCCACCCGCAAAGCCCCCGGGAGCCAAGCCGGUGACAAAGCAGCCCGCCGCCGGGCCGGCCGAAUGGCCUCCUCCCCGCCCCCCGCCCGGGCACACGCGAGACCGCGCCGGGCCCGGCCCCCGACCCGGGGAAGCGCGCCCCGCCGGCCGGCCGGCCAGCUGGCCCGGGGCUCCCCGUCCUCCGCCCUGGGCCGCCGCCGCAGUCCCCCGCACGGGCCCUCCCCUUCCACGCCCCACGCGGGGAGGCGAGGCAGGACAGCCGGGCCAGCGCAGCUGCGGGGCUCCGCCGCGGGCGCAGCCGGCUUCCUUGCCCGAGCAAGCCGGGGCCCCUUUGAGCCGCCCUUCGCCCAGCUCUCCCCCACGCAGCCGCGCGGCCCGCGGUCGUUCCGAAACAGCCCGAGGCUCGUCCCCGCAAGGGGAACGCCGAGACCGGAGCCCAGAGCCUGGCACGUUCGGAGCCCGCUCUGGCCGACCCGCCGUCCCGCGUGCCGGCCCCCGCCCUGGCCCUACCUUCCUCGGGCGGGCACCGAGGUGGGUGUGCGUGCGGGCACAUCCGGCCCGAGCCCAACUUGCAGGGAGCCACGCGGGGAAGCAGGCGCAGGCGGAGCGGAGGGAGCCCGGAGCCCACCCCUACCGCCGCCUGCCCCGCUCGCAGCCUCCCGCCAGCCUGCCCGCCCGCCGCAGCCCCAGCCCAACACCGCCGCGGAAAAGUUCGCCUGUGGGCAGCCAGGCAGGCGGGCACUUACAGCCACGAUCCUCCGGGCUCGCCGCGAAGGGGCCGGCCAUGCUCACAUUCCGCGCCGCCGCCGCCUCGGGCCGCCCCCUCCCAGCCUGUGCCGCCAGCAGCAGCCGCUCGGGCUCCCGUGCCUGCUCGCCGCCGCUGCCCAGCAUGAAUGGAGGGGAAGGAAUGCAGCGCGGGGCUCCGAGGGAACCAGAGCCUCGCUCUGACUUCCCGGGGAGCGCGCUCCCUCCCCCCUCCCCGCACGCACGCUCACACACUCACACAUACACACACACUCAGCCCAGCCCCCGCCCGCCGAGGGGGAGGAGCCGCCACGCCGCCUUGGGCCUCUAG